AUGCUGUCCAGCGCCCUCUGCCAAUCUCGCGUUGUCAUCCGUCCUGCCCUUUCACUUCUCCGAGGAUCACAGGCUCUAAGAUUGAGUGCCGUGUCAGCAGCUCCUUCUGUCCUCAGCUCCAAGUUCCACACCUCGAUAGUUCGACGGGAUAUCGAUCAGGCUGCCAAGUACAUUGGCGCUGGCGCAGCCACUGUCGGUGCAGCUGGCUCAGGUGCUGGAAUCGGUUCGGUGUUUGGAAACUUAGUCAUUGGAUAUGCACGUAAUCCCAGUUUGAAGCAACAGCUGUUCUCUUACGCCAUCCUCGGGUUCGCCUUGAGUGAAGCUAUGGGCCUGUUCUGUCUGAUGAUGGCCUUCCUGAUCCUAUACGCAUUCUAA
Molecule: messenger RNA, 375 nt
Organism: Echinostoma caproni
Lineage: Eukaryota; Metazoa; Platyhelminthes; Trematoda; Plagiorchiida; Echinostomatidae
Source: the annotation of a GenBank genome assembly